Molecule: messenger RNA, 1122 nt
Organism: Symphalangus syndactylus (siamang)
Lineage: Eukaryota; Metazoa; Chordata; Mammalia; Primates; Hylobatidae
Gene: ACTRT1
Product: actin related protein T1
Source: RefSeq, a predicted model, not a curated record
AUGUUUAAUCCACAUGUAUUAGAUGUGCCAGCUGUAAUUUUUAACCAUGGUUCUAGAUUCUGCAAAGGCCUCUCUGGAGAGAUUGGACACUACCAUGUCAACAACUCCAUCUUGGGACAUCCUAAAUGCAACAUGCCUUCAGCAAGACCCAACCAGAAGUAUUUCAUGGGGCAAGAACCCUUGUACAAGUAGGAGGACUUAUAUCUGCACUACCCCAAUGAGUGUGGGCUGGUACCAGGAUGGGAUGACAUGGAGAAACUCUGAAAAUAUCUCUUUGAGUAGGAGCCCAGAAAAAAACCCAGCCAACAGCCUGUACUCAUGAUUGAGCCCUCUCAGAACCCUAGAGAAAUUUGAUAAAAGCUUGCAGAAAUGAUGUUUGAGAACUUCAGUGUCCCUGCUUUCUACCUGUCUAACCAUGCAGUGGCAGCACUUGCCUCUGCCUGUGUUACAGGCCUGAUGGUGGAUAGUGGAGAUGGGGUCACUUGCACUGUCCACAUCUAUGAGGGUUACUCCCUGCCUCGUGCAGUCACCAAGCUCUUUGUAGCAGGGAGGGACAUCAUAAAGCACCUCACCUGGCUCCUCUUUGCUAGUGGGUGUACUUUUCCUUGCAUACUCUACAAGGCUUUGGUAAAUAACAUCAACGGGAAGCUGUGCAACAUUGCCUUGGAGCCACAUAAAAAGCUAUGCAAGACCGGAGACAUCCUGAGAGAAUACAAACUGCCAGAUGGGAAUGUCGUCCACAUUGGGGACCAAAUGUAUCAAGUGCCCGAAGUUCUUUUUGCCCCUGACCAGCUGGGAAUCCACAGCCCGGGACUCUCAAUAAUGUCCUCCAGCAACAUAAUGAACUGUGACACUGACAUCCAGAAGAAAGUUUUUGCAGAGAUUGUACUGUCUGGGGGCACCACUCUCUUUUCUGGGCCAGAGGAAAGUCUCAUGAAAGAACUGGAACAGCUAGCUUCCAAAGGUACUCAUAUCAAAAUUAUGGCUUCUGUUGCUCGAUGCUUCUUUGUGUGGAUUGGUGUAUCCAUCGUGACCUCUCUGAGCAGUUUCAAACAAAUGUGGGUUACCUCUGCAGAUUUUAGUGAUUAUGGGACAUCUGUGGUUCAGAGAAUAUGCUUUUAA